Fusarium coffeatum is the source of this 1527-nucleotide messenger RNA. RefSeq lists its product as uncharacterized. Bases 1 to 1527 code for a protein of 508 amino acids. The transcript is spliced from 6 exons. The record is from RefSeq and is a predicted model, not a curated record. Gene Ontology annotation, cellular component: synaptonemal complex. Gene Ontology annotation, biological process: reciprocal meiotic recombination. Lineage: Eukaryota; Fungi; Ascomycota; Sordariomycetes; Hypocreales; Nectriaceae. Gene Ontology annotation, molecular function: ubiquitin protein ligase activity.
AUGAUUCCAUCUAGAAAGGCUCUGGAUAGCCUGGCACAAUCUCUCGAGGAGUGUCGUUCGGUCCUUCGGCGGCUCUACCCAAAUCAUGACGUUUCUGCACUUCGCUCCCUGGACAAGCAGGAGCUGAUCAACCUCUUGGCUCAAUCACAAUGUGCUUCGUUGAGCGACCCUCUUCCAUCACCACCUCUCGAAUCGUCAUUCCCCAAGAGUGGCACACCCAUGAUGGGAUCCGACUCCCUCUUGGAACUGCAGACAUCUCUGGAAGCUGAUCUAGACUCGCUCAUUGGUGAGCUCGAGUUCGAGGUUCCAUCAGAGCAAAGAGAAGCCAACGAGGAAGCAAAUUACCUCACACAACAAUCUUGGUGGGACUUUGGCUCAAGACAAUGGAGCUCAGUAUCUGUACCGCACAUGAUGGAGGGUCAACCUUACGGGCAUGAUAUGGUGACUCCCGGGCAGCACUCGAUGUAUGAGGAGUCGCGUGCCAUUUACGGCUCACUGGAGAUGAGUGUCGGAGAGAACUUAGCGACCGUGCUCUGUCAUAUAUUCUGCGUAGAAUGUGCCCAACAACUCGGUGUAACAGGACAAGACGCCGAGCGCCGCAAUACAUGUCCUGCCUGCGAAUCGCAACUCACCAAGCCUGACGACGCCGUCAUCACGAACCUGAAUCCGAGCGAAGACUACAAGACCAGUGUUCUCAGUGGCUUAAGUCCCAACGUCAUCAUGGAGUGUGCCGGUCGAGCUCUUAGCUUCUGGGCCUACCAGACCGCGCAAAACAUCUAUUACCAGCAGUAUUUAUACAGGACACUCACCGACAAGUACUCGAACCUUGGUAUCCGUCUCGAAAAGACUGUAAGCGAUGCAACCACAGAGAUUGAAGGGCUUCAGCACAAGAUGUCAACAGGCCUAGCGGCAGAGCAGGAAAGUUUGCGGCGAAAGCACGAGGAAGUUUCUCAAGCAUACAAGGAGAAAAGUCGUAAAGUUCUACAAUUACAGGAGCUAUAUGACAAAGUCAAACGGAGGGCCGAGCUUGGCCAGAUUCAGAAGGCUGCCUCCGAUGCUGUAGAUCAUACCUUGCAGGCAACGCAGCUCGAUCAGGGCUACGCUGGUAAUAUGACAGCCCCAAACAAUGUCGAGAAUAACCAUACCCUGGCAUUUGGGCAAAACCACCGGAUUGACAUCUCUGGGAUGAAUACAGCUGCCGCACGAAACUAUCCGAAUGUGGGAAGAGAAGGAACUCAAUGGUCGCGACUUGGAGGAUCGGUGCAUCGGGACACCGCUGGGCCAUCUAUCGGCGGACUUCGACGAGCAGGCAUCGGCGCAUCAACGUCACAGCAAGGCACAAUUCUACCGACUCUGACAGGCGCACCUAUAUCGGGGUUUGGUGGAGCGAGGCAGCCACCGAAGAGUUUUGCUCCCAGUUUCAUCAAUCAUCGUGGUAACCUGGCCGGUGUCGGCUUGACAUCUGGUAUCAAAGUCAGCCAAGCGAACAAUGCACCAACCUUGGAUGUUCCAACGAGACACAUGUAA